CGGUGGUUUCUCCAGAGAGCAGCGUCAGAAGAAGAUGGGCCGUUAACAAGAGAGGAAACCGUUUGGCUAUCUUGAGUUGGCAAAGUAACCUGACUUUAACAUAUUGAAUUGCCUACAUUUUAAACGUGCUGUUGUGUUUGGUUCAGGGUAACAUCGAAAAUGAUCCUUACCGUGAAACCGCUUCAGGGAAAAGAAUGCAGUGUUCAGGUGACUGAAGAUGAGAAGGUCUCCACCGUUAAGGAACUCGUGUCAGAACGUCUCAACAUACCAGCGAACCAGCAGCGGUUGCUCUAUAAAGGGAAAGCGCUCGCAGAUGAACACAGACUAUGUGAUUACUCCAUUGGGCCAGAGGCUAAAUUGAAUCUGGUGAUCCGUCCGGUGGGAGAGAGGACGGGUCCUUCAGGGAUGUCUGCCGGCAGCAGCAGCAGCAGCUCGCAGGGCAGAGUGUGGCAGACCGUGUCCACUGUCCUGGCCAAGCACUUCAGUCCAGCAGAUGCAGCAAAAGUCCAUGAACAGCUUAUUAAGGACUAUGAACGUUCACUUCGACAGCUGAGUAUCGAUGACAUUGAGCGCUUGGCGGGAAGACUGCUUCACCCUGACGGAGACGGCAUGGACACCUCAUAUAUGGACUGAGAAUGCUUAGCUGAUAGUGGCUUUUUGUGAUUGUCUUUUGAGAGGUGUGAGGCGUGGAAAAUAUGAUAUCAGUUUUCUAGCAGGGGCCCCAGCUGUGUGCCUAAUCAUUGGCUGAGUGAACACAGAUAACACUUGACUGUUGAUUAUUUCAACAAUAGGCCUUUUCGUGUCCAUGACCAAAGGACUUGGAUAAGAAACCUUGGCAACUUUUGUAUUGUUUCCUGACACAGAUGUUGCAGUAAUGACACAAGACCUGAUCACAUAAUGUUUGAGUACAAAGGAGUCCCUUUAUGCUGUUAGUCUCACAUGAUCUCUGGCUGCUACAACAUCCAGAGGACACUUACUUCAACUUGAGGGUAUUUGUUCUUAAUGUAUGUGCUGGAUGAUGACUGAGUGAUUUCUUUUAACAAUCCAUUAGAAGGUAAUACACAUGUUUUAUUCCGUAACUUACUGAUGUUUAUUGUAUGAUUUGUAAAUAUCAUGUUUAUAUAUGCACAUUAAACCACAGAAAAAUAA
Notothenia coriiceps (black rockcod) is the source of this 1149-nucleotide messenger RNA. RefSeq names its product ubiquitin like 4A (gene ubl4a). Bases 160 to 633 code for a protein of 157 amino acids. Gene Ontology annotation, molecular function: protein-folding chaperone binding. NCBI's taxonomy places the organism in Eukaryota, Metazoa, Chordata, Actinopteri, Perciformes, Nototheniidae. The record is from RefSeq and is a predicted model, not a curated record. The transcript is spliced from 4 exons. Gene Ontology annotation, biological process: tail-anchored membrane protein insertion into ER membrane; post-translational protein targeting to endoplasmic reticulum membrane. Gene Ontology annotation, cellular component: BAT3 complex.